AACACUCGACUCUCUCGUUUAGUUGAAAGCAAGAAAAGAAGAAAAUGGCAGAAGUGGCUCCAGCAGCUCCCGCUCCGGCCAAAGCAGCCAAGAAGAAGAGCACGAAGCCGAAGAAGGUCGGUCCCAGCGUCAGCGAGCAGAUCGUGAAAGCUGUGGCCGCUUCCAAGGAACGCAGCGGCGUGUCUGCUGCCGCCCUCAAAAAGGCUCUGGCUGCCGGAGGAUACGAUGUGGACAAGAACAAAGCCCGCGUCAAGACCGCCAUCAAGAGCCUGGUGGCCAAGGGGACCCUGGUCCAAACCAAGGGAACCGGCGCCUCUGGAUCUUUCAAGAUGAGCAAACAGGCUGACACCAAGAAGCCCGCCAAGAAAGCCGCUCCGAAAGCUAAAAAGCCCGCCGCCAAGAAACCCGCCGCGGCCAAAAAGCCCAAGAAGGUGGCUGCAGCCAAGAAGCCCGCAGCUGCAAAGAAGUCUCCCAAGAAGGUGAAGAAGCCCGCCGCGGUCAAGAAGGCAGCAAAAAGCCCCAAGAAGGCUGCCAAGAGCCCCAAGAAGGUGGUGAAGAAGGCCCCCGCAGCCAAGAAAGCUCCAGCAAAGAAGGCAGCCAAGCCCAAAGCUAAGAAGGCAGCUCCCAAGAAGAAGUGAACUCUGCUGCAUUGAACUCAAAGGCUCUUUUAAGAGCCACACAUCCUCUAAACAGCUGCAUCCUAUUUAA
Molecule: messenger RNA, 708 nt
Organism: Nematolebias whitei (Rio pearlfish)
Lineage: Eukaryota; Metazoa; Chordata; Actinopteri; Cyprinodontiformes; Rivulidae
Product: histone H1-like
Exons: 1
Coding region: 45-638 (197 amino acids)
Biological process (GO): nucleosome assembly
Cellular component (GO): nucleosome
Molecular function (GO): DNA binding; structural constituent of chromatin
Source: RefSeq, a predicted model, not a curated record